Messenger RNA from Phlebotomus argentipes, 2347 nucleotides. Its product is annotated as protein RCC2 homolog. The transcript has 3 exons. NCBI's taxonomy places the organism in Eukaryota, Metazoa, Arthropoda, Insecta, Diptera, Psychodidae. The record is from RefSeq and is a predicted model, not a curated record. The coding region runs from base 106 to 1557 and encodes 483 amino acids.
ACGGCUGCGGUGGCUUCGCAUUUCACAGUGUAUUCCCCGGUUCGUUGUGUGUUUUCUGUGAAGGAGUGAUUUUCUAGGAGAUAAACUGAGACUUCCGCACUCGCCAUGUCGUCCAAGCGAAAGUCUGAGCCCACCAAGAGGACCGUGAAGCGCCCCAAGAAGCGCCAGGACGGCGACUUCGAGUCCGACUUCAGCGACAGCAGCGAGGGCCUGGACGGCGCGAACCAGAACCAGCCCGUGGAGGUGCUCAUCCCCAGCGACCAGUUCGAGCCCACGGUGAAGCUGCCGGCGGAGCUGCUGCAGACGCUGGACAAGGAGCCCGGCCAGCUCAUGAUCGCCGGCUUCGUGACAUGGGACCUCACGGGGCGUCGAGACACGAAGAACAAGACGCUGAAGGUGCGCCCCAAUCUCUACGUCUUUCAUCGCUUCACCAAGGAGAAGUAUCGCUUGGCGGUGAGCGGCUGUGCUGCUGCACACUCAAUUCUGAUAAACAUGGAUCGCAAGGCUCUGGCCAUCGGCCGCAAUCAGUUCAAUCAGCUGGGACUGCCGGACACGAAAAGCUAUGAGAAGCCGACGCUGAUACCGGCGCUGGAGAAUAUGAACGUCAUCUCGGCGGCGUGCGGCAGGAAUCACACGCUCUUCCUCACCGACACGGGCACUGUGUAUGCGUGCGGGGACAACAAGAGUGGCCAAUGUGGCAUCGGAAGCAUUGCCGCCGUUGUGGCGAAGCCCACGCGCAUCAACUAUCAGGGUCCGCCGAUUGUGAAGGUGGCGUGCGGCGCGGAGUACUCCGUGAUCCUGGACAUCAAGGGCAAUCUGCACACGUUCGGGCUGCCGGAGUAUGGACAGCUGGGACACAAUACGGACGGUAAGUACUUCAUGACCAACACAAAGAUGUCCUUCCACUUCGAGAUGUCGCCCAAACGGAUCGUGCUGUACAUUGAAAAGUCCAAAGAUGGUCACGUCACACCGAUUGACAAUGUGCAAAUUGUGGACUUCUCCUGUGGCUACAACCACACGGUGGCAAUUGACACGCAGAAGAGGGCCUACAGCUGGGGCUUCGGCGGCCUGGGGCGCCUUGGGCACGCCGAACAGAAGGACGAGAUGGUGCCACGCCUCAUUAAGCUGUUCGAUAGCCAGAAUCGCGGAGUGCGCAAUGUGUACUGUGGCUCGUCGUUCAGUCUUGCCGUGAAUGACAUCGGAGUGCUGUUCUUGUUCGGGCAGAACAAGAGGACUGGCGAGGCGAAUAUGUAUCCGAAGCCCGUGCAGGAUCUCGCCGGGUGGAACAUCACGAGCAUCGGCACCAGCUACACGUCCAUCGUCAUCUCGGCUGACGACAGCCUCAUCGCUUGGGGCUCGUCGCCGACGUUCGGCGAGUUGGGCCUCGGAGAUCUGCAGAAGUCCUCGAGCACACCCAGAGAGGUGUCACGCCUGGAGGGCAUGAAGAUCCCACAGGUGACGAUGGGCUAUUCGCACACUAUGCUCCUGGUCAACACGGAGCACGAGCUCACGCGUGAAAAGUACGAAAAGCAGCCUGAGUUCGAUGUCGAUGAUUAGGCCUGAUGACAGGCAUUUCCACCCACGUAUACUCGAUUGGCUUGGAAGGACUCUCACACACACACACCUCAUAAUCAAGUAAGAAUCACAUAAUGUCUCUGUGAAUACAAAGGAAAAGAAAUCUCUAUAUAAUGUAUAAGGAAGAUUAGAACAAAGAACGGAGGCGAUACGAAGGCUGAUAUGUGAGAUUGAGGUAUACUUACACAUUAGGAGUAUUUAUGCUCUCCUCCAAGAAGUGGCAUUAUCUUCGUAACUCAUUUCAUUUCACAUUCACACUUUUGUUUCCUCUGGUGCGUUUUUCUUUGCGACUUUUGAAUCUCACUGAGAGCCAAAUAUCUAUCCGAGAGCGUGCAGCUGAGCAUCAAAAUAGCCCAUUUCGGCCGGCUUUAGAUUUAUAUUAAAUAUUUGUGGAGAUUCUCUUAACGAACAAUAUACUUUAUCUUUGUACUUUGAAUUUUAUAUUUAAUGUAUUUAAUCAUGAUGACACUUAAAAUGAAGGAGGAGAAUUUGGCAAAGUAAAAAAAAAUCAUAUUAGUGUUUCUUAGGGAUUUACAUAUAGCAUGAGAUGAAAAAUAAAAGUAAAAUACAGUUUUUUUGGUAAGUAUUUGUAGUGAGAAAGAAGAAUGUGACUUAUGUUGAAGGAGUUUGCUAAUCGAUUGAUGGGGAAAGAGGAGUUUUAGAGAGAACGAAAGGACUGCCUCCUUGAUAUAAUUUUGCACACCUUUUAUCUUCCUUGGUAUUUGACGAUAUAAUGAACCUUUCUUAUGUAAUCACACCCAAAAAAAAACAA